AUGGGACAGCCGAGCUCAGAUUUAUUCGUCAGAUCACCCCCUGGUGAUGGCGGUAUGACCAUAUACGUUGCGGCGGGCUGGAUAGGCUUGAUUUGGUAUAUUGUUGUUCAAGUGGUGUGUGCCUUAGGGUACUUCCAAGUCUCUCCAGUUACGACUGUCACUAACCGACAGCUCCGGAAUCUCAGAUGGCGGUGGUUUUCGCGUCGACCGUCUCCCUCUCCUCUGGCCACUACUUCGGAUGCGCCCCACGUUACUGCGAUUCGCCCAGUUAAAGGUCUCGAGCCAUAUCUGUACGACUGCUUGGCUGCCACAUUUCGACAGGAUUACCCGCGCGACAAGUUGACCGUAUGCUUAUGCUUGGCGACAAGAGACGAUCCAGCAUAUCCCAUUCUACGCAAAGUUAUCGACGACUUUCCCAAUUCCGAUGCGCGUUUGUACAUUGAAGAAGAAGAUCCUUUGUUACAAGGCAAUGGCACCGACGCCUAUAUUCUUGGUCCGAACCCGAAAAUUCGAAAUAUGAGUCGGGCAUACCGCGAGGCCAAAUCUGACGAUAUCAUUUGGAUCAUUGAUUGCAAUGUUUGGAUUGGGAAGGGUGUUUGCGCUCGUAUGGUGGACAAAUUGUGUGGUUGGACAAAUACUGGCAAGAAAUACAAGUUCGUGCACCAUCUACCCAUGGUCGUGGAUGUCACUGGGGACAGAGCCUUAAAUCAGCAGGAGCCACAGAGCCUUUUGGAUGCUUCUCGUGGUGCUUUCGUCCCACAAAAUUUGAUUACAUCCUGUCACUCGGAGGAUGGAUUGUCAAAUACAAUUGGACUUGGUGGCGGUCGCCUCGAAGAGCUCUUCCUUUCUUCCUCCCAUGCAAAGUUUUACACUGCGAUCAACACCGUCCUCAUUGCGCCAUGCAUCGUAGGCAAAUCCAAUAUGUUCCGACGCGCCCAUCUUGAUUAUCUCACUGGUCCAUCACCCAACGACCUCAAUCGCCGCUUACCAGGAAUAGAUUUCUUCUCGUUCAACAUCUGCGAAGAUCAUUUGAUAGGAGACCUCCUGUGGCGGAAAAAGGUCCGAGAGGAAAAGGAACUGGGCGAAACAUGGGGCAAGCAUGCCAUGGUCUUUGGCGACCUGGCCGUACAACCCGUUGCAAAUAUGAGCAUAGGCGCGUACAUCGCACGCCGCGUGCGGUGGCUUCGCGUCCGCAAAUUCACCGUCCUCCUAGCAACCCUUGUGGAGCCGGGCACCGAGUCUUUCGUCUGUACCUUAUAUGGUGCUUGGGGUUUAACAUCAGCGCUAGCUCCGUACCUGGAGCAAAAAGGUUUCAAGCAUUCCCCGAGCCUCGGAACAUGGUCUUCUUUCUUUGUGUUCUUUUUCCUCGGCCUUGCCAGCUGGAUCUUGGUCGAUUGGACCCUGUACAUUAAGCUUCACUCAGCGAAAACUGUUGAGUUAGAUGAUGAGACACCAAAAUUUGCUCAGCCUGUUCAUCGAUCUUCUCGAACUACUACUCGCCGACCUUUUCUGCAGUGGUUCGCUGCAUGGUUGGGUCGUGAGCUGCUAGCUUUGCCUAUUUGGCUUUUGGCCUUCUACGGCGGUGUCACUGUUGUUUGGCGAGAUCGACGAUUCAAAGUCGGCUUUGAUGCCAAAGUCAGGGAGAUCAACUCUCAUUUCCCCCGUAUAUCACCGGAAUCUUCAUCUCGUACAUCUUCUACUGACUCUGUGACAGCACAGAAUAAUGGGAAGCUGCAUAAAGUUCGAUGUGAAUGA
Penicillium taxi is the source of this 1755-nucleotide messenger RNA. RefSeq names its product putative ceramide glucosyltransferase. The record is from RefSeq and is a predicted model, not a curated record. Bases 1 to 1755 code for a protein of 584 amino acids. Gene Ontology annotation, molecular function: ceramide glucosyltransferase activity. The transcript has 2 exons. Gene Ontology annotation, biological process: glucosylceramide biosynthetic process. Lineage: Eukaryota; Fungi; Ascomycota; Eurotiomycetes; Eurotiales; Aspergillaceae. Gene Ontology annotation, cellular component: membrane.